UUUGUUUUUUGUAUUUCGUUUGAACAGGAAAACCUUCACGAGCCACAAGACACAAGGACAUCAAAGGCAACCAAAAAACAAGCAAGCCAUCCUCAAUCCAAAAAGCACUUCAUCACAGCCAUGUCAAACCAGCAACUGUCAUCGCGGUCGACCUGCGCUCAGGCGCUCGAGGCGUUCGGGUCGGCGCUUCCGCUGACCUCCUCGCGCGUGCUCGUCACUGGCGCCACUGCCGGCAUUGGCAUUGACACUGCCGCCGCGCUCGCUGCGGCUGGCGCUGCUGUCACAUUCACGGCCCGGUCGGACGCCUCCGCUGCCGCCGCGUUGGAGCAAAUCACGGCCAUUGCCACGCAGCUCCAAGCCACCGUGCCAAAGCUCGUCGCGCUGGCCCCGCACAGCCCACUCAAGAUCGACCAUGUCGUGCUGGACUUGGGCAGUCUGGCGUCUGUCAAAGCGGGCGUCGAGGCCUUCACAUCCAAGCACCCCGAGCCGCUCGACAUUCUCAUCAACAACGCAGGCGUGUUUGGCAUGCCGCACACCCUUUCCAAGGACGGCUACGAGAUGCACUUUGCCGUCAACCAUCUGGGCCACUUCUUGCUGACCUCGCUGCUGCUUCCGGCCGUCCUGGCGUCCAAGCACAAGCGGAUUGUCAACCUGUCCUCGGUGUCGCACACGACGCCAUCCACGCUCAAUUUUGACGAUCUGCUCAAACGAGAGCGGAGCUACCUGGCACUGCAUGCGUAUGGCAACAGCAAGCUCUGCAACGUGUACCAUGCGAACGAGCUGCACCGACGCUUCCACGACGCACAGGGCCUGUCCACCGUCUCGGUCCAUCCCGGCGACAUGAUUUCCACCUCCAUUUCCCGCCAGCGGCUGCUUUGGCGGUUUGUGUUUUUCCUCGCGUCGCCCUUCACCAAGAGCGUCACGCAGGGGGCUUCCACAACCGUCGUUGCCGCGCUCGCCUCCGAGUCUGUCAUUCCGUCCUCGUCGUACCUGAUUGAUUGCAAGGUCACUCCCACAUCCGCUGCCGCUCGCCUGCAAGAGCCCGCCGUCCGACUCUGGGAUCUGUCGGUCGAGCUUGUCAAGCAGUAUCUGACGCCCGAGGCAUUGGCUCUUGUCUCCAAUUGAUUUUUUGGUUUUUGGUUUUUCGUUAGCACAAAAAAAUAUCAAGU
Messenger RNA from Capsaspora owczarzaki ATCC 30864, 1169 nucleotides. RefSeq names its product retinol dehydrogenase 11. Bases 121 to 1125 code for a protein of 334 amino acids. The transcript has a single exon. The record is from RefSeq and is a predicted model, not a curated record. NCBI's taxonomy places the organism in Eukaryota, Filasterea, Ministeriida, Capsasporidae.